CGGGCCAGCAGCAAGCACGCAGAACCGUGCAGUCGAGACUACUUGAGAUGGGCGAAGUCACAGAGGAGCACACCGUAGGGUCGACCCUCGCACCGUCGCGGAGUUCUCAAAUAGAGGAGAAGGAGGUCGAGGAAAAGGCUGAGUUCGAAACAGGCAUGGUGACGACCAAAACUGGCGAUCCAGAAACACAGCAAGUUGCUCAGGCGCCGAGGACUGACUUCCCAGAGGGUGGUUGGCAGGGGUGGGCUACAGUAGCGGGAGCAUUUUUAAUACAGUUUUGUGGAUUUGGUUACACGACUUCAUUCGGUGUUUAUCAAGAUUAUUAUGUGCAAGUAUAUAUGACCAAGGAGACCGCCUCGACAAUAUCAUCUCUGUGUAGAUGGAUAGGCAGCGUAAAUGCUUUUAUCGUUGUUGGGUUCGGUAUCUUUGCCGGUCAGCUAUAUGACCGUGGGCACUUCAAGCUCGCAAUCUAUCUCGGCUCUUUCCUCCUCGUACUCGGUCUGUUCAUGCUUUCCCUUGCAAAACCGAACCAGUUCUACCAAGUCUUCCUCAGCCAAGGCGUCUGUGUAGGCAUCGGCGCCGGGCUGCUCUACAUUCCCUCAAUCGCCGUUAUCUCGCAUUACUUUAACAGGCGGCGCGUACUCGCAAUGUCCAUCGUCGCGGCGGGCUCUUCGCUCGGCUCGAUCAUCCACCCAAUCAUGCUCAACAACACCCUUAACUCGUCGCUUGGCUUCGGCAACUCUGUGCGCGCGAGUGCGGGGCUCGUCACAGUCAUGCUCCUGCUUUCGAUCGCCCUCAUGAAACCGCGUCUACCACCCCCUGCGCACACAAUGCCGCUCAUACCUGCAAUGAAGAAGUUCUCGAGGGAUAGUGCCUACGUGUGGACGUCGGCUGGGCUCUUCUUGGUAACCACCGGUUUCUACUAUCCGUUGUACUACCUCCAGCUUGACGCCUCUGAGCACAAUUUGAGCAAGGACUUUUCCUUCUACUGCCUCGUCAUCCUCAACUUUUCCUCGUUAGUCGGCCGAAUUUCCUCCGGAUUCGUAGCACAAAAAAUCGGCGGGCCUAUCGGGAUCACCUUCUCCGCCAUGUGCUGCUCCGCGGUCAUCUUGGCCAUGAUCGGCAUAAAGACCGUCACGAGCGUCGUACUCGUCGCAAUAUUCUUUGGCUUCUUUGCUGGAUCGUAUAUCGCGCUGAAUGCCCCGGUGCUGGCGGUGCUGGCAGACAACUUUGGCGAAAUUGGAGCGCGGAUGGGGGUCGCAUUCGCAGCAGCAGCAUUCGGUGGUUUAAUUGGCUCGCCGAUUGCCGGUGCCCUGCUCGGCGACUCCAACACGUGGUGGAAGCCUGCCAUAUUCGCAGGAACUGUGACAUUCUCCGGCUUCGCCUGCCUCUUAAUGGCUUGCACCGUGCUCCUCAAGCGCGGCAAGCUCAUUCCGCACCAUCCGCGAUAACUUCGCUCUUCCAGGUCGCUUAUAUGAUGUGUCGACUUAUACUGCAAUACCA
Phanerochaete carnosa HHB-10118-sp is the source of this 1503-nucleotide messenger RNA. RefSeq lists its product as uncharacterized. Gene Ontology annotation, biological process: transmembrane transport. Lineage: Eukaryota; Fungi; Basidiomycota; Agaricomycetes; Polyporales; Phanerochaetaceae. Gene Ontology annotation, cellular component: fungal-type vacuole membrane. The transcript has 13 exons. The coding region runs from base 48 to 1451 and encodes 467 amino acids. The record is from RefSeq and is a predicted model, not a curated record. Gene Ontology annotation, molecular function: transmembrane transporter activity.